CACAGUCAGCACUCAGGCUGACUGUGGUCAUUAUUAUCAUUUCCUAUACAGGAGUGAGGGAUCCCUCAGGUCUCCGGAUGCCCUCCGGCCCGCGGCCAUCCAACCUGCUAGCCACCACAUCACAUGAGCCUUACUAUCUUUAGUCAGGGAGAUAUUUAUAUCCCCGGGAAGAUUUUUCCGCCACGGGAGAACCCCAGAGUAGGUGGCCGCGGAAUUCGGGCCCCCAGCGGCGGCCUCCCGGCCUCCGCCCCUCCAGCUGGCCAUGCCGCGGGGCUCGGACGCGCCGGUGCAGGUGUGGGUGGACGGCCAGCUUUUCCAGGCUGACCAGGCCCUGCUGGUGGAGCACUGCGGCUUUUUCCGCGGCCUCUUCCGCUCCGGCAUGCGGGAGGCGCGCGCGGCCGAGGUCCGCCUGGGCGCACUGCGCCCGGGCGGGUUCCGCACUACGCUGCAGGUGCUGCGCGGCGAGCGGCCCGCGCUGGCGGCCGCCGACGAGCUGCUGCAGACGGUGGAGUGCGCCGCCUUCCUGCAGGUGCCGGCGCUGGCGCGCUUCCUGGAGCACAGCCUCACGUCCGACAACUGCGCGUUGCUGUGCGACGCGGCCUCGGCGUUCGGCCUGCGCGACGUGUUCCACAGCGCCGCGCUCUUCAUCCGCGACGGCGCGCAGGAGCUGGCGGCCGAGCUGGCGCUGCCAGAGACCCGCGCCUACGUGGCGGCGCUGCGGCCCAGCAGCUACGUGGCCCUGAGCACGCACACACCCGCGCCCGGCUUCCUGGAGGACGAGUCGCGCACGAUGUGCUACCUGGACGAGGAGCAGGACACGUGGCACACGCUGGCCGCGCUGCCCCUGGAGGCCAGCACGCUGCUGGCAGGCGUGGCCACGCUGGGCAACAAGCUCUACAUCGUCGGGGGGGUACGGGGCGCCAGCAAGGAGGUGGUGGAACUGGGCUUCUGCUACGACCCCGACGGCGGCACGUGGUGCGAGUUCCCCAGCCCGCACCAGCCGCGCUACGACACGGCGCUGGCCGGCUUCGACGGCUGCCUGUACGCCAUCGGCGGCGAGUUCCAGAGGAUGCCCAUGAGCUCCGUGGAGCGCUACGACCCUGCCGCGGGCUGUUGGAGCUUCGUGGCCGACCUGCCGCAGCCAGCUGCCGGCGUGCCCCGUGCCCAGGCCUGUGGUCGUCUCUUUGUGUGUCUGUGGCGGCCGGCCGACACUACGGCCGUGGUGGAAUACAUGGUGCGGGCCGACGCGUGGCAGCCGGUGGCUGAGCUGCGGCGCCCACAGAGUUACGGCCACUGCAUGGUGGCCCACCGCGACAGUCUCUAUGUGGUGCGCAACGGACCGUCCGAUGACUUCCUACACUGCGCCAUCGACUGCCUCAACCUGGCCACGGGCCAGUGGACAGCGCUGCCCGGCCAGUUCGUCAACAGCAAGGGAGCGCUGUUCACGGCAGUGGUGCGCGGCGACACUGUCUAUACCGUCAAUCGCAUGUUCACACUGCUCUAUGCCAUCGAGGGCAGCACUUGGCGGCUGCUCAGGGAAAAAGCUGGCUUCCCACGGCCUGGCUCCUUGCAGACCUUUCUCCUGAGGCUGCCUCCCGGGGACCCGGGGCCUGUGGCUUCCACAACACCUGAACUGUGACCUCUGGGCUGGGCUUUUGGAGUGGACAAACUGAGUCUUCCCUGAGCCAUGGCUGAGUCUAUGAGGCUGGCCUUAGGAGUGGUGGGGAGUUUUUCUCUCCCUGGUGAAACAUCUGGAGCUUGUGUCUUCUGGUGGGGUGAACAUAUCCUAGAAACUUGGACCAGUGAUGAUGCUGAGCUCUGAGCCCUCAAAUUACUUGGGCUCUGCUGAGAGUUGGCGGGUCACAGUGUCAGUGGAAAGGGUUAAGGGAUAGGAUUUGAAUAAUCUAGGUGUCCGUGUGAAUGGGCGAGUAAUUGAACAUGGCUAGGAGUGGGUUAAGUGAUGUUAAUCUAACUUCCAAUCGGUGGGCAAGAAUUAGGCACCAACUGUGUGCCCAGCACAGUACUAGUCCUAGUAUGGUCUGUAGUUGCCAGACAGGGAUCCACAAAGCUUAGAGUCUAACCCAGAAAAACUCAACAUUAACAGAGCAGUUACAGGACAACAAAAGAUUUACAUGUCUUGAUCUACAAAGGGUUGAAGGCAACAUACAAAAAACAAUGGAAGUACUGAAGAAAUCAAGGCAAAGGGAAAAUAGGGAGCGGAAAAAUACAUAAUUCCAGGAAAAGAGUAUACUAAACUAUAUGAAGAAGACAGGCAGAAUAAUUAGCUGCUGAAGGGAGGUUGACAUGGCUGAGAAAGAUCAGAGGAGGAGAGAUGGGGGAAGGCUGAAGCAGAUGGGAAGAGUCUGUGAAUCCAGCCUUUAAGGCAGAGUAGCUGUGGAUGGAGGCAUUUGGGGAGGGGGCAAAGUUGGGCUGGCUUGUAGAGACUGACUGAGCUGAACCUAGAGUGAGAUCUGUGAGAGAGAAAGGGUUCCCAUCCCUCUUUAUGGGGUGUGGACCUGCAGGGGAGAACCCAGUUGAAAGCCCCUUUCCCACUUCCUUUUUUGCCAUCCCCCAAGGGGCAGUGGACUAUUAACUUCCAUGACUUAAGGUCACUCAAGGUAUGAGGCAAUCCUGGCCAGGUCUAGCUGCCUCAUCUUACCUUCCCCCACAUUCUACAACUUAAUUCUCUUCUCCUAGUCUCUGCUCCUGCUGUUCUCUGGGCCUGGAAUUUCUUUCCUCUUUCUGUCUUUCUAUUGGCUCUGCACCCCCCUCCUUUGUGCAGGGUUGGCUAUUUCUGACCUUGGCUGCCUGCAUUGCUUAUUGGACCCCUGAUUGACAUCGUUCUCUGUGUGCAGCCAUGCAUGUAUACAGAUAGCAAGGGCAGAGAUCUUGUUGUGCUGUCAUCUGAGUUGGGGCACUUUCCUGCCUACAGAAUAAUUCGAUGAAGACCUGAAAGAACCCAGGCUAUAGAGGCCACUAGUUAGGGACCUGGUGUUAGAUGAAGACUCUUGCCCCUCCUUUAGAAUACCCCCACCCUGGUUCCUGGUUGGACGCCCAGCCCCGUCCUCCAUCCUUUCCAGGCUCCUGGGCAGACUUCUCUGAGUGGUCCUGAAGGGUCUCCAUCCUCCAUGACCUGAUGCCCAUGGGAAAUGCUGGCCUCAACAAGUGGAGAUGGAACAUCAGCUUGGCACCUCCUAGAGGUUAGUGUCAGGGCUUCCCCUAGCUGCCUUUGUCCCAGACCUAUGUCCCAAACCUUGGAGAACACUGCCCUCAGAAACCUGGGAUCUUCUAGCCCUGGAGUAGCUUAAUCUGACGAGUCACAACAAUAAAUCCUGAUUUUUGCAUCCUGUGAAUGGUGUGCAAAAUACUUUUCACGCUUGUCUUUCUACUGCAGCCCUACUUAGUCCUGGGAGUUGGGUACCUCCUCUCCCUGUGGUAGAUGAGAUGUGGAGGCUCAGAGGCUGAAUGACCCAAAGCCACUGGCCCAUGUAACAGUAUGGCACAGUCCUCACUUUUUGGUCCUGUCAAAGUAUAAUUUUUAUCACAUGUCAAAGAUUUAUUUAACUCGUUA
Molecule: messenger RNA, 3571 nt
Organism: Rhinolophus ferrumequinum (greater horseshoe bat)
Lineage: Eukaryota; Metazoa; Chordata; Mammalia; Chiroptera; Rhinolophidae
Gene: KBTBD13
Product: kelch repeat and BTB domain containing 13
Exons: 1
Coding region: 263-1639 (458 amino acids)
Molecular function (GO): protein binding
Source: RefSeq, a predicted model, not a curated record